UUAAACAUGGUUUAGUGUCUCGAGCGUAUAGUUGCGUUUAAGUUUAUUUUUGUCAGGUUAAAAGAUACAAACAAGACAAACACGGGUAUGCGGAUAAAUAAUAAGCGUUUUGGGAUUUAUGCACCUGCUUAAUGAUCUUUUUCUGUGAUGUUCCGAUAUCAGGUCAUGCCAAACAUAUAUACCUUUCUUGCUACGUGCGUACUGAUAGUGUCGCCAGUUCAAACAGCCGCUCCAGUGUUUAGUAAUCCCUCCUUGGGUCACCAACAGACUUCAUGCUUUGAAAAUAUUGCCUCGUCAUCAAGCAUAUACCGAGUGUCCGCCACUGACGCUGAUGGAGAUACUGUUACUGUGGCGAUUCACAGCCAGAACCCAUCAGAUCCUCCGUUCCAAAUAACAAAAGCAAUUAUUGGAUGGAAUCUGAUGACUCCAUCAUUGACUACGAUCGACCGAGAAACUACACCGACGUUUACAUUUGUUUUUAGUGCCACCGGUGGUAAUGAUACUGUACAAAGCGUUGCGUUGACCUUAAUUUUAACGGACCUGAACGACAACAGCCCCCAGUUCACCGCCAUCUCUUACUCAGCUUCUGUCUACGAUACAGCGUCUGCUGGUGCAGUCAUAUUAACAAUACAAGCAACGGAUGCGGAUGUUUCUCCAUCUAUUGCGUACAGAAUAACAGCGGGCGAUGUCGCAGGCACGUUCUCUAUCGAUCUAAACACUGGAGAACUGAAACUUAACACACCUGGCAACCUCAACUCAGCAAGCACGCCCACUUAUAGCCUUACCGUACAGGCCUCUGACGGUGCAAAUACCAACACCACUACAGUGACCAUACAUGUUUUAGAUGACAGAUGCGUUCCUCAGCCGUGUCAAAAUGGCGGUACAUGCACCAGAAAUGAAACUGACUUUAUUUGCGCAUGUGUAAGCGGCUGGAUUGGAGACACGUGUUCACAAGAUAACCCGUGCAUACCGAAUCUGUGUCAGAACGGUGGCACAUGCACUAUUGCUGGGUCCACGUAUAAUUGCACGUGUACUUCUGGAUACGAGGGAUUAAACUGCACAACAAUUGUUACAACAACAACAACAACCACAACAACGACCGCAGCUACAACCUCUAUAACUACUCCCAAACCAGAUUCUCAAGACUUGGUAGUGAUAACUGUAGUUUCAGUCACAACAGUAGCUGUAGUCAUUACAGUGACAAUAGCAAUACUAGUGUAUAUUCGUAACAACAAACGUUAGGGAAGCAGUAAAAAAGUGGUUCCUAAACAAAGUGAGAAAACUGAGGUUUCCAAAAAUAGUUUCCAAAACUACAGUCAAAGUAUUGAAACGACGUAGCAACAAACUGUUCAAACACAUUGAUACAAAACCAUGGCAAUUUUAAGUCUUUACUUACUAACUUCAGUGAGUUGAAAAAAGCUUUGAACAAUUACUUUUAAGGCAUAAAGUUGCGAAAGAUAAGGAUGGAAUUAAUGUACAUAUAUUUCAGAAAAUAUUUGUGGUGGAAACAUGUACUAACACGGAAGCUACUAAACAUUUUCCGCUAGUUUAUUUUAACAUGUGCCUCCGGGCAAACCUAAAGCAGCGCUCGACAAGAAGAAAUCAUGAAGCCGUCAGCUGCAUAGCUUACAAGCAUCUCGGAAUUACGUUUUGCCUAUAUGAAGUAUCCCUAAUGAAACAGAGCUAUUCAAAGGAAAUCCUAUCCAAAGCCCCCGAAUCCAUUACAGUGAACAGUUUUACGGUCAAUUUUAGCCCGACUAAUCAUGGUCAUCGACUACAUCCACUGCAUACUAGCAGAAUGACCAGAGUCAACCGAAUAAUAUAGAUACUCAAAGGUGUGCUUGCUGGUAAACAUGCCUGCACAUGUGUGACUAAAGGCGACUUGUUCACAUUUAAUAGUAUUUUUGUAAAUGCCAUUAUGUUUGUUGACUAACAAAUCUAUAAUGACUUUAUAGUUUAAGCAAAUAAUAAAUGUAGCAUUUCAACGUUUAUUCAUUGUUUUAGAAAAGUUCAUCGCCAUAUUAAAUUGUUAAUAUGAAAAAUUUGUAAUUCACAAUACACGGAGGUUGUUUUUUUGUAAUAUAAAACUUAUUUAGGAACAGAAACGUUUUAUGUUCCAAAACAUGGAAACUAUAUUAUUGAACAACGUGGGAGCAAGACAGUAAAAAAGGUCGAACUAGUAAUUGUUUCUUAGAUGUUUUAUUAAGUGUUGAUCAAAGCCGUAAAAUAUAUAACACUGUGACGAUCGAAUGAAUUCAUUAUUGUCACUUUGUACCCAAACUAGGUUUUCAUUUAUAACCCGAAGAAUCAUCAACGCUCCAUAGAACAUACUUGCCCCAAACUCAUUGGAAAGAAAAAUGCAAGUAUUUGUUUGCGCAAAUACACAAUGAAUUAAGUAUCUUUUCACUUUUCAAUUUUUCGUUUGUAUUGUUUGUUUCGUACCGACAUAUAUUACAUUUACAAAACAUUUUUCUUUGAAUAUCUCUACUGGAUUUACUACAUCAUUCACAAGCCUCUUGAAAUUGUUGUUAUAUUUGUGUUAUAAGUAUCUGAUGAGCAUGGUUUUAUGAUGUUUUCUUGACAUGUUGCCCUUUCUUGGUAGUAGCAAUUACCUUACGCAUCAGCAUGUUGGUAAUGAGUCUGGAUUGAAGUUCAGAUUCAAUGUACCUGUUGGUCGUAAAACAUAUCCGCUACUAUAGCUCAAAUAUCCAUUGAUGUCUCCAAGCCAAUAUUAGCUAACUUUAUGUUCACAGUUUUUAUCGUUCUCUGGUUCUGUAUUGUGCUUUCAUAUAUACAUUUAUCACAUACCAUACCCUGUUUCCCAUGUAAUAUAACCAUUACGAAUAUUUUUUUAUCACAUGCAAUACCCUGUUUCCCAUGCAAUAUAACCAUUACAUUUUUUUUAUUUCACAUGUGUAAUACAACAUUUUAAAGCGUUUUUAUUGGCUUAGUUUUCGUUUAUUGACCGAUCGCAUUUUGUUAUUUUGCUGAAAUGACGUUGAAACGUCAAAGGACGUCACGAAAUGUAAAAAACAUUCGGAAUUUAUCAUUAUGUUUGCGUAAAUAUUUAUCUUAUUUGCUCAUUUAAACGCAUGUGAUAAAAAAGAUUUGACACUUGUUGUCAUAUCAUACCAUAUUUUAUUAUUUAGGAAAGGCUCGCUUACUAACAAAAUUCCUGAACUCGUUUAAUAAAAUAUGGUAUGAUAUGACAACUCGUGCCAGAUCCUAUAUAUCUCACACAUAUGCAAUAUACUUUUAAGGCGUUUUCAUUGGCUUAUUUUCAUUCGAUUGACCAAUCACAUUUUGCUAUUUUGCUGAAAUGACUUUGCCACGUCAAAUGACGUCUUGAAAUGUAAACAACUUUCGGGAUUUAUCAUUAUGUUUGCGUUAAUAUUUAUUUAGUUAGCUCAUUUAAAAGCAUGUGAUAAAAAAGAUCUGACACUUGUUGUCAUUUCAUACCAUAUUUUAUUAAACUCGUCCAGGAAAUUCGUUAGGCUAACUAACAAAAUUCCUUAACUCAUUUAAUAAAAUAUGGUAUGAUAUGACAACUCGUGAAAAAUCCUGUAUAAAAAUACACAAAUAUUAAAGGGUCAAUUUUGGACGAAAUUAAAGCCCAUUCUCCUGUUAAAAUGGUAUAAUUUUCACCUAUAGUUACCUUAAAAUUAAAAUCGCAAUGCAGCCCGUGUAUGAAAACAAAAACAAAUAAUGCUUGACAAAUAUGACAAAGAUUUUAACUUUUUUGGUCAAGUCGAGUUUGAUAAUUAUCUAAUUUAGCAUGUGUACCAAAGCGCUCGAUUAAUGCUUUAUAACAAAUAAGAAUAACUUGCGUUACCAUGCUAUCUGCAAAAAAACAACUAUUGUCACUAAAUUGCGAAUUCAACGGGCCGCUCCAAUUUUCAUUUAAAGUUGAAAGAAAAACAAAAUAUAUAUAUAGAAAUAAUUUUCCCCCUCCCCCUCAAAAUAUAUAACUUGUGUCUACAAGAUGUUAUUUCUACAUAUUCCCGUGUUUGUUUCUUUACUAAGUUAUACAUAUUAUUAUUAUUAUUUGGCAUUGGCUCACAUGUUAAUAUAAUGAUGCAAACAAAAGUAUGCAGUCUUCAACUGUAUGAAAUACUUCAUUUUUUAAACAUGGUAAAGUUCAUAGAAUAAUGUAUUGUGUUUAUAAUAAAACAUAAUAGCGUUUUACCAACACUCGAUGGUGAAUAUGUAUUCUUUCAGCUUUAUUAUUAUAAUUCCUUUUUAGUGAUACUUUCUAGUUUCUUUAUUUAUCAGUUAGUUUUCUAUUUCCAAUGUGUUUGCUCGUUUUUUGUUCUUAUGGCUCUUGUGUAUAUGAAUGUUUUGCGUGCAAUAAAGUAAUGACACAUAGCAAAUGUAGUAAAAUCUGCUUACCGUUUAUUAGGGUACCUAAAAUGAACAUUAUGCAUUACAACUUUAAGUGUGAACUCACCAUACUAUAUAUUCGUUGGACGUACAUAUGUUCACUCAGUCAUUAUGUGUUUCACAAAACAAAAAUGUCAAGGCUUAUCCACCGUAUUUGAUGAAAAAGCAAAUGUUUCAAUCGCAAAUGCAUAUGCUCAUGUACGUAUUCGGAAGUGAAUGAAAUUGCUACAGGACAACGCAUGUACGUGCUUUUUAUUGCACUGACAUUUCUAAACACUGAUAAAGGUUUACACAUUAAAGACCUUAUCGCGUUAAACAUUAUGAUUAUAAAAAU
This is a messenger RNA of Dreissena polymorpha, 4714 nucleotides long. RefSeq names its product cadherin-related tumor suppressor-like. The transcript has 10 exons. NCBI's taxonomy places the organism in Eukaryota, Metazoa, Mollusca, Bivalvia, Myida, Dreissenidae. Gene Ontology annotation, cellular component: catenin complex; plasma membrane. Gene Ontology annotation, biological process: homophilic cell-cell adhesion. The record is from RefSeq and is a predicted model, not a curated record. Bases 148 to 1242 code for a protein of 364 amino acids. Gene Ontology annotation, molecular function: calcium ion binding; cadherin binding.